UUCAUGUAUGUUAUUAGUUCACAGCCACCACAAUAAAGCCAUGGCCAUCUGAGCGUCUUCCUCCCUGCAACUCUUCAAUGGCGGAAAGCAGGUCAGCGGCUCAGCGGCUCUACCUCUCCGUGUACAACUGGGUUAGCUUCUUCGGAUGGGCGCAGGUGCUAUACUAUGCAACCUUGGCACUGUUAGGCGGUGGGCAUGAGACUGUCUAUGCUGCUGUCAAGCUGCCGCUGCUGUUCUCACAAACUGCAAUGCUAACAGAGAUUCUUCAUUCUAUUCUAGGGUUUGUGAGAUCUCCAGUCAUUGCAACUUCUACCCAAGUUUGUGCAAGAACCUUAGUUACCUGGGCCAUCGUGUGGACCUAUCCUGAGACACAUUCUCACAUCCUCAUUACUUCCUUGGUCUUAAGCUGGUCCAUCACUGAGUUGAAUGCAGGUCAUCAGAUAUUCAUUCUUUGGUUUGAGGGAGGCAUUUGGAAUUACACCUUUCUGGCUCCUAUGGCUCAGGUACACCACUUUCACGGUGCUCUACCCUAUUGGGCUUAUCAGCGAGGUUGGCUUAAUCUUCACUGCCAUGCCUCACAUGAAGGGAAGUCUACUAUUAAUAUGGGUUCCUUUAACCUUUCUCUACAUUCCAGGAUUCCCCUACAUGUACUGUUACAUGCUCUCCCAGCGGAAGAAGGCCUUGUCGAAGGCGAAAACCGCAUAACCUAGCUAAUACUACUCCGCACGAGCUUCGCCAGCCCCACAAUAACCAGUGUAUCUCGAGGAUGCACUCAACACCUCAUGUUAGUUCUUCUAAAAAAGAGGAACCUUAUGGACCGUAGAAUGUUAGAAUAUUAAGAGCAUGGCUGUAUCAAGGAAUAUCAAUUAGCUUUUCCAUUGUUAAACAGAAAUAAAAUCAUAAGAGGGGACACUGCUUCUAAAAAGCUUUUGAA
Molecule: messenger RNA, 934 nt
Organism: Setaria italica (foxtail millet)
Lineage: Eukaryota; Viridiplantae; Streptophyta; Magnoliopsida; Poales; Poaceae
Product: very-long-chain (3R)-3-hydroxyacyl-CoA dehydratase PASTICCINO 2A
Exons: 9
Coding region: 78-710 (210 amino acids)
Biological process (GO): sphingolipid biosynthetic process; fatty acid elongation; very long-chain fatty acid biosynthetic process
Cellular component (GO): endoplasmic reticulum membrane
Molecular function (GO): 3-hydroxyacyl-CoA dehydratase activity
Source: RefSeq, a predicted model, not a curated record